Messenger RNA from Scutellospora calospora, 1908 nucleotides. Lineage: Eukaryota; Fungi; Glomeromycota; Glomeromycetes; Diversisporales; Gigasporaceae. The record is from the annotation of a GenBank genome assembly.
AUGAAAGCAAUUUAUCUUUCAGUAUUCAUAAUAAUAGCAUUUACUAGUUGUGUUUAUUCACAUUGGAUUCCACGUAAUAUAAAUGCUUGUUAUAAACUUUAUGAAUAUAUUAAUUCAAUUUAUUCAGAUAAACAAUUUCUUAGUUAUUCAGAUGUAAAAGCUUGUUAUGAGUCGACUCCAUAUAAUGAAACAAAUGCAAUUAAGUACGAUCUUGAGAAUCUUAUUGGAGAAUUAAGAGAUGGACACACUUGGAUCUAUUCUGGUAAUUAUCAUAAGUAUACUUUUCAUCAAGAAGGAUUCUCCAUGUAUUCUGUAAUUAAUAAAGAUGACAUACAGCAAAUCAAAGUAUUUAAUGAUAUAAAUGAUCCUAGUAUUAUCGAUUGUCAAGUUGUAGAUAUAGAUGGCAGACCAGCUAUUGAUGUGAUUACAGAAUAUGCAAGCAAUUACACAUAUUAUUCAAGAGAUUUAAAUGCUCGAUUUAAUUCAGCUCUUGCAUCUCUUACAUUUGGAUAUGGAGAUUUUUACAUAGGAAGACAAUUAUUUACAUCUCGAACUCAAUUACCAAAAAAUCCAAGUAUUUCUUACACACUUAAUUGUGAUAAUAAAAUCUCUAAUAUCACACGAGAAUGGCAGGUUCCUAUUAAUAAUAAUGCUAAGUUAAUUACGCAAUAUAAAUCUCCGUACAUUAAUGGAACUUCAGUUGGCAAAGCAAAUUUGAUCUUUGAUGCAUUCAUUGCCAGAUUUUAUAUAUUACAAGAUUUUGGUGUGGUCUUAAUUUCAACAGAGUCUAUAAUAGAUGAUAACUCUGAGCUUAAAUAUCGUUUUUUAUCUGAUAUAGCUAUUGGAUUUAAAUUACUUGCGGAUAAAGGUAUAGAAAAGAUUGUUUUGGAUUUAAGUAAUAAUUAUGGUGGAGAUGUCUUUGUUGCACAUUAUAUCAAUAAACUCUUAUUUCCUAACAUACAAAGUUUUCCGGUAGAUCAGAAAAUUAAUAACGUUUCUACACAAAUUAUAAAAAAAAUUUCAGAACUUGAAACAAGAAUCGGAGAUAUAUUCCAUUAUAAAUCAUAUAUUUCUACAAGCACAAACUCUUCAUUCAAUAGCAUAAAAGAUUUUAUUGGAAACAAUUUAGAUACUCGUGUUACUUCAAAAGCUUUCUUUAAUUAUACAACAAUUUACUAUGGAACUUUAGAACUUCCAACACCUCCAACACUUCCUUGGACUGAGAAAGAUAUUAUAAUUUUGACGAAUGGAAUAUGUCAAUCAUCAUGUGCAAUGAUAACUCAAGGAUUAGCGGAAAUUAAUGUUCCCACCAUAUCUGUUGGUGGAUUUCCAAAUACUCGGUUUUCUUUCGCAGCAUGUUCUGGUGGUGCAGUAAAGUCUACUGAAUCUUUUCCAUAUUAUUUUAACCUACUUAAAAGUCUCAAUAGUUCAUUUAAUAGUUCAUUAAUUUCUAGUUUAUCGCUUCCUCGAACUUUAAAUUUGCAAUUUCCUAUAGUUAAAGCUUAUAGUGUUAAGAGUCCAGAUGAAAUUUUAGAUUUUUCUUUUAGACCAGCAGAUUAUCAAUUAUAUUAUGAUGAACGAAGGAAAAUUUGGUACGCAAUUUUUUCCGUUAUCAUCGCAGCAGGAGCAAGUACAAUUUUGGGUGUUCGAAUUAAUCAUACACACCUCUGUCCUGGCUCAGGACAAUCUGGCCUUGCGUUUAUAGACGGCACUAGACCACCAAAGAACAUAAUAACAAGUAAUAAGAUAAAUACUUUUGAAUUCAUUAUAAUUGUAAAUUUGAUAGAGGACAGGGAAUUAACUAUAAAAUUUAAAAAAGAGGCGAUUGCUGAGUUACAUUUAAAACUUUAUGAAAUCAUUGAUAAACAUUUAACCGAGUUUAAAAAAAAUGCUGCCGCAAUCUUCUAA